This is a messenger RNA of Planococcus citri (citrus mealybug), 1228 nucleotides long. Its product is annotated as glycerol-3-phosphate phosphatase-like. Gene Ontology annotation, molecular function: phosphatase activity. Bases 181 to 1101 code for a protein of 306 amino acids. NCBI's taxonomy places the organism in Eukaryota, Metazoa, Arthropoda, Insecta, Hemiptera, Pseudococcidae. The transcript has 2 exons. The record is from RefSeq and is a predicted model, not a curated record.
UAUCUCAUCUAUAUCAGUUCGAUUUGAAUGUCGAAUCUCAAUCAAUCAGAUCAGUUUCAUUUAAUUGCUAAUCGACUGUGAAAUUUGCCAUAAAAUUUGUUUUUAAAGACUGAAAUUCUGCUGCACAUUUCGAUUUCGUUGUGUUUCAACUUACACGCCACUCGAUUGCGAUCACGCGGAAUGUCUCCUAUUUAUUUUCGGUCCCUUUCAAACGAAGAAAAGCAAUCAUUUCUCGAUUCGUUUGAUACGGUAUUAACGGAUUGCGACGGUGUACUGUGGAACGAUAGCGGUGCAAUUAGCGGUGCAGCCGCGGUUUUAAAUAAUUUCACAAGUCGAGGCAAACGUGUAUGUUACGUAACGAAUAACAGCAGUAAAACCAGAAAGCAAUUCCUCGAUAAAUGCCAUAAGUUUGGAUUCACCGCUUCGGAAGAUGACGUAUGUAAUACGUCGUCGCUCGCUGCAGCCUACUUGAAGGAAACUCUCGCUCCUUCGCAGUCAGUUUACGUUGUGGGAAUGAAAUCGCUAGAAGAAGAGCUCAACAACGUCGGAAUUGCGAGUUUUGGCGCCGGGGCGGAAGAACAAUACGAAAAUAUUUUAGAAAACAUAGGUUCGUUACGCGUUAAAUUCGAGGAAAAUGUGGGCGCCGUAUUAGUCGGAUUCGACGAGCGUAUUAAUUACGUGAAAAUGCUAAAAGCUACUACUUAUUUGAAAAGAAACGAGUCUUGUCUGUUCGUCUGCACGAAUAAAGAUGAAACAUUCCCCACUAAAUAUGGUUUCACGAUGCCCGGAACAGGAGCCGUGGUAGCCGGCAUCGAAGUAGCCAGCGGCCGAACACCCUUUCUCGUCGGCAAGCCGAGUACUUAUCUCGCUCACUACGUUAUUUCCAAAUUCGACGCGGAUCCGAAACGAACCAUAUUCAUCGGAGACAGAUGCAACACCGAUAUACUGAUGGGCAAUAAAUGCGCUUUCAAAACGUUACUAGUGUUGAGUGGCGUUCAUUCGUUGGACGAUGUAAAAAAUUAUCAGUCUUCCGACCGAGAGGACCAUCAGCUCUCGGUUCCGCACUAUUAUACAGAUAGCGUCGCCGAUCUUCUCUCGUAAUUGCGAGACAAUUACAAAAUAUUCCUAUCGCUUGUACUAUUUUGUGUUAUUCGAUAAUUUGUACCGUUGUUACCGUAUUCGUAAUUUUACCUCUAUCGAGUAUUGAAUAAUAAACGUUUUCUCCGUA